CAAAAAAAGAUAAACCGGCCAAAAGUAAAGUAGGAAGAAAUAAGAAAAAAAGUUCAACCUCUUCCUUUCUUCUCUAACCUACCUUUUUUUUUUAUCACUCUCGAGGCGUUAUCAUAUCAUCAUGAAUGUGAAUGGCUGGAUCGCUCACGAGGCUGCACAACGUCGCAGACUACGCCCAAGAAACCCGUUCAUUGGAAAAUGGUGUCUUUGCAUGUCUCUUCGAGGAGGAAGCACCUUUGCUAAUCUCGUUUGGCUGGGACUCAACUUGUAUCUCACUGUGCUUUCAUUCGAAUCACGAAGCCCUAUUUAUUCCUAUUUAAAUUACACUGCCUUCAUGGUCACCGGCGUCAUAAGCUUAGUGUUCUGCUUGGUCACGCUUUGGACCUUGUUCGCUUUGUUUCAGAACAAAGCACAUAUACUUCGUCUCUCGCACAUGUUAACCUGGUGUGCGGUCAUUGCAUUCUUAACGGACUCUUUCAUCAAUAUUAUUGUUUUUGGCGUGUUGCGAGGCGACUAUGAAACCUGGUGCUUGGAUAAGUCUCGCAAUUAUGUAGACGAGCAAGUGACCGCCAUCCUCGGAAAUGGAACGCAAAUAACCAUGAGCUUCAACCCAAGCCAGAAUGGAAUGGAUCUUUACAACUGCCACAAAAUGUGGGAAGAUGAACUCAAACUUGGAAUUGUUGUUUGGAUCGUCUUUACCAUCAUAUAUAUGUACUGGGCAGCAUGCCUGUGGUCAUACGCUCAGAAGAAGCGUAUGGAGCUCAUAGAAGCCCACGCAAUCAAUGACCAGCCCAACAUGAUGAUGAAUUUGCCACCUGGUGGCGACAUCAAUGAAGCAGCAUGGGAAGACAGCCACGGUAAGAGCAUGGCUGAAGGUGUUCGCGAGAUAUACUCUGGUCUUCGAUCCAUGUUGAACCGCAAUAGAGUACCACCUGAGGAAACCGUUAAAUUCGGAUAAUAGCUUUAAGCAAAGUCGCUUUCAUCCAUAUUCUUGCGUGAUAUACCCUUCUUGUACACCUCCAGUAUCUAAACGUAGCCUGUAUCUAUUCGAUUAUGUUAGAUAUCUCACAUAUCCAACAUCACUAUUCCGAUAAACUCUAUUCCCCUCUUUUUUUUUUUUUUCUUUAAUUCUUUGCUUUUUCUUUUCUAAAAAAUAACAGUGGAAUAUAUAAUCUGGA
Messenger RNA from Umbelopsis ramanniana AG, 1178 nucleotides. RefSeq lists its product as uncharacterized. The transcript is spliced from 5 exons. Bases 122 to 958 code for a protein of 278 amino acids. Lineage: Eukaryota; Fungi; Mucoromycota; Umbelopsidomycetes; Umbelopsidales; Umbelopsidaceae. The record is from RefSeq and is a predicted model, not a curated record.